Moesziomyces aphidis is the source of this 3966-nucleotide messenger RNA. NCBI's taxonomy places the organism in Eukaryota, Fungi, Basidiomycota, Ustilaginomycetes, Ustilaginales, Ustilaginaceae. The record is from the annotation of a GenBank genome assembly.
AUGACCACAGGCUCAGCUUCCUCCAAUCCCACACAACCUAACGGCACGGCUUCGCGCCCAGACAGCACCCGCUCCACCGCCCUCUCGCCGCAGCCUGCCGCGCUCGAACGUCGAGGCUCCCUCACCCCGGGCGUCUUUUCCGAGGAGCCGCCAAGCUUGGGCGCAGCACCAGCGCCAGGAGUCGCUUCCGCAUCUCGACCGUCCAGCUUGUCUCCCGACGCUAUGGCUGGUGCUGCUGCCGCUUCCGCUGCGCCGUCAAAGUCGUCGUCGCUGCUCGCCUCGUCGGCUCAAGACUCCAGCGUCGACUACUUCAAAGGCGCUGCGCCAAUGCACGCCUCCACCUCCGACAAGGCUCACGGCCACUCCUCGGGGCCCGAGCUCAAGAGGGAAAGCGAAAAGGCUGAGGAAGACAUCAUCUCGGCCUCCAUCGCUCCGUCUUUCUCUCACUCCACCAACAACGAGCCUGCUGCUGCCUCGGCGACCUCGCAGCCGGUGCUCGGCAACGCGGCUCAGGUCGUCGCCUCGCCCGCCUCGUUUGUGCCUCCGAACCCCAUCUCCCUCCGUCCCGAUGGCAUCGGUGGCAUGGGUCUCGGCACCGCUGCUACGGGAGACCUCGGCGCACAGGCCGAAUUCGAAACGCUCGACGACAUGCGCAAAGUGGUCAAAGAGCUCGAGGAUGACUUCAACGCAAAACACCCCGAGAUGCCCCUCAGCGGCCGCAUCAUCCACGUCAGCCACUACAUCCCCUUCGAGAUCCGCCCGCUCGCCGAGGUCGACUUUGAACGCCAGCGCGAAGAGAGGAUAGCCGCCACCGCCAGCGUCGCCGCCAUGGCCGCUGCGGCGCGGGCACGCAAGGCCGCCAAGCUCGCCGCCGAGGCAGAGAAGCGCGAAAUCGAGGCGCAGCGCGAACUCCAGCGUCAGGCUGGCCAGCUCGAGUCGGUGUCGCGCAAGAACAGCUUCCGCGUCAGCUCGCGCCGAUCCUCCUUUGCCGCCGGCUUCGGUAUGACCGGCCUCGAGGGGCAGGACUUUGAAGCCAGGCUGCGCGAGAACCAGGAGCGUGCCAAACGUCGCGCAGGUCGCAGGGCAUGGAUGAUGACCGAGGUCGUCGACGACACCAGCGAGUGCUCCGAGGAGGACCGGUUCACGCCCAUCAACUCGCGCAGAGGUUCCAUGUGGUCCGCCGCCAGCCGUGGAAGCUUCAGCAGCUUCAACCAGGAGCCCUGGAAGCACUGGUCCGCCACCGGCGGCGUCAGCGACUACAACAGCCCCUUUGCGGACUCGCCUCCCACCGCUCCGCCCCAGCCACAGUGGGUACUCAAGCCGCGCCGCGGCCACACCGCACUUAACAGCGGCAUCCGCAGCCUUUGCACCACACAUCGCCAGACUUUCAUCGGCUGGCCCGGCGACAUCCGCUUUGCCGUGCAGGCGCGCGACGACCACCGUGCCGACGCCUCCGAAACCACCGACGCAGAAAAGCGCGAGAUCGAAGAAGUCCUCGCCUCGCUCGACCAGGCGAGCGCCUGGACCACGCAGGAGGCGCCCGUCGCCGGCGCGCCCGUCAACCCCGAGAACAACCAACCGCAAUUGAGCAAGCUGCCCGUUCCCGUCAUGAACGGCACAGAGCCCGUCGGAUCAAUGGACCCCACCACCAAGCCUAGCAACAGCGCCAGUCUCGCCAAGGCCGCCGCCGCUCGCUCCGCCGCCGCCAACAAGGCCGAGGACCAGGAGUACGGCAUCAAGUACGUGCCCGUAUGGCUCGACUACAACGUGGCUCACGGCCACUACGAAGGCUACUGCAAGGCGACGCUCUGGCCGCUCUUCCACUACUUGCUCUGGCAGGACGUCAAUUCGGGACGUCGCGCGUGGGAAGAGUACAGCUGGGACGCCUACUACGCUGCCAACGAGGCGUUCGCAAAGCGCAUCGCCCAGGAGUACAAACCGGGCGACCUGGUGUGGGUGCACGACUACCACCUGCUGCUCGUGCCGCUCAUGCUGCGCAAGCUCGUGCCCGAUGCCAUGGUGGGCCUGUUUGUCCAUGCGCCGUUCCCCAGCAGCGAGGUGUUCCGCUGCCUGCCCAAGCGCAAGGAGAUCCUCGAGGGCAUGCUCGGCGCCGACCUGGCGUGCUUCCAGGCGUUUUCGUACUCGCGCCACUUUUUGUCGUCGUGCAUCCGCGUGUGCGGCUACGAGGCGUCGUCCAACGCGGUCGAGUCGGCCAACGGGCACGUGACCAACAUCACGUACAACCCCAUCGGCAUCGACGCCGUCAAGAUCGCCAAGGACAGCUCGGCGUCGGGCGUGCUGCCCAAGAUCGAGGCGAUCCGCGAGAUGUACAAGGGCAAGAAGAUCCUGGUCGGACGCGACAAGCUCGACGUGGUGCGCGGCGUGGUGCAGAAGCUGCAGGCGUUCCACAAGUUCCUCGCCGAGUAUCCCGAGUGGCGCAACAAGGUGGUGCUCAUCCAGGUGACGGCGCCCGCGCUCAACGACUCGCCCAAGCUGGAGCGCCAGGUGUCGGAGCUCGUGUCGCACAUCAACGGCGAGUUUGGCUCGCUCAGCUUCACGCCCGUGCACCACUACCACCAGAUCAUCGACCGCGACGAGUACUUUGCGCUGCUCAGUGUGGCCGACCUGGCGCUCAUCACGUCGGUGCGCGACGGCAUGAACACGACGUCGAUGGAGUACAUCAUCUGCCAGAACCGCUUCAACAAGAGUCCGCUCAUCCUCAGCGAGUUUACGGGCACGGCGGGCCGCAUGCGCUCGGCGAUCCAGGUGAACCCUUGGAACAUCUUUGGCGUGGCCAAGGCGAUCGACUAUGCGCUGCGGCUGACGGAUGAGGAGAAGCGCGCGCGGCACGACCAGCUGUACCACCAGGUGGUGAUGCACACCUCGCACACGUGGGCGGCGGGGCUGGUGAAGCAGCUGCUGUCGCGGCUGCACUCGGAGCACUCUGCGCAUCUGACGCCGCCGCUGGACCGGCGCGAGAUGGUGGCCAAGUACCGUGCGGCCAAGAAGCGGCUGCUGCUGCUCGACUACGACGGCACGCUGACGCCCAUUGUCAAGGUGCCCGAGAUGGCGCUGCCGUCCGAACGGCUGCUCAAGGCGCUCGAGGUGCUGUCGCAGGACGAGCGCAACGUGAUCUACAUCAUCUCGGGCCGCGACGGGGCGUUCUUGGGCAAGCAUCUCGGGCAGUUCCGCGGCAUUGGAUUCUCGGCCGAGCACGGCGGAUUCGUCAAGGAGCCCGGGCAGGACGAGUACCACAACUUGACCAAGGAGCUCGACAUGACGUGGAUGAAGGACAUCCGCAGCGUCUUCGAGUACUACACGGAGCGCACCGCGGGCAGCGUGAUUGAGCAGAAGAAGAGUGCGAUCACGUGGCACUAUCGCGGGGCGGAUCCGGACUUUGGGUCGUUCCAGGCGAAGGAGUGCCAGGCGCAUCUGGAGAAUCUGACGUCGCAGAACAAGCUGGCGAUCGAGGUGCUGGUGGGCAAGAAGAACCUCGAGGUGCGACCGCUGGCGAUCAACAAGGGCGAGAUUGUCAAGCGGAUCCUGUACGACCAUCCGGAUGCCGAGUUUGUGUUUUGCGCAGGCGACGACAAGACGGACGAAGACAUGUUCCGCACGCUGUUCAAUCUCGCGCCCUCGAGUCCCGAGGUGGAGGCGCACGAUCAAGGCGUGGCGGCGGUGUCGUCGAGGCUGGAGGGGGUCAAGAAGGAUGCGGCGCUGCUCAUUUCGCCACCGACACCGCUCAAGGCCAAUACGCCGAUCGGAAGCCCCAAGAAGCUCAAGCUUACUAGGGACGGCAUCUACACGACGAUGAUCGGGCCGAACAACCGCAAGACGCUCGCCGAGUGGCACGUGGAUUCGUGCCAGCGCAUCAUCGACGGGCUUGCCGAGAUGGCGGGAUUGGCGGAUGUGGAGCGCGACCCGCCCUCGGAGGGUGCAGCUACCGCCGAGGGUGCUGAAACUUAG